This is a messenger RNA of Anopheles aquasalis, 913 nucleotides long. RefSeq lists its product as uncharacterized. The record is from RefSeq and is a predicted model, not a curated record. Lineage: Eukaryota; Metazoa; Arthropoda; Insecta; Diptera; Culicidae.
UUCCACGAAUUCUCCAAAAUACAAAAUACUAUUUUGCUUGUCGAGGGAAAGAUGAAUUACCUUCGUUCGACCGCGUAUCGCAUGGCAAUAGCGGAAAAUAAGUAAAAAUAUUUGCCAAUGAUGUAUAUUACAAUAUGGUAACAUAGAGUGUCAUGAGAAAAAAUAUAAGAACUAGUUCGCUAACCAACGACCUGCGAAAACAAAGGAAUCCAAGCGACAUUGCAGCAGCGUGUCAGCAUUCAGCUAAAUAAGGGGCGUCGAUUUGCGAAAUAGUUCAUCAGCCCCUAUUUGAAGGCAAUGGUGAAGCAAUCGUCAGACUCAGUCGGCAAUUAGAAGGCUUACAAAAUGGAUUACUUAUUCCAACGCAUGGAGGAACAUGAUUAUACUUUGCUUAGUGAAAUCAAACAACAGUGGGUAGCUUUGGAGCAAAUACAUAAAAAUAUUGCGGCACAAGGCAACCCGUCAAUUUGCAGUGAAGUUGUAACCAUGGGACGAAAUGCCGAAAUGCUAUCUGCUGAAGUAGAGAUGAAAUUGAGCACAUUGAAAGGCAAUGAUAAACCAUUCGUCGAUAUUUUUGACGAAUCAGAAGAUAUAGUACAAAUGAAACAACAAAUUCUUGAAAAUAUGGGCGGAAUAAGGAAGAUCUGUUAUGUGCUACAGUUAUCUGAAAUUGGGAAUGAAUCAGACUAUUACCAGUCAAAGAUUUGUAACUUUCGCGUACAAAAGAGUUUGAAGGUUGUUGUGCUACAUGAACAAAAUAGUAAGCUGCCGCCCCUGAAAAUGGAUGGGGACAAUAUGAUCUAUUAUUUCAAGGAUGUCGUGGAUAACACCAGGUAUAUAUAUAUCGCAGUAUCAUUAAAUUGGAAUUGAGAAAUAACAAUAUUUCUGUCUUCGUAUUAAUCUUUUAGGUGCA